AUGAGUAUAUCACAAGUAAAAAUAAAGUGAAAGGACAGUUUGCAGUUAAAAAUAGAGGCUACACCACCCAAGUUGCCGAGUAUCACAAACGCUAAUGUUGGAUCCUUGGAGCGUUCCCUCAAUUCUAUAUCUCCUUGAGGCAUGUUUGCACCCUCGUCCACUAAAAAUAUUCGCUAUUUUAAGGGCAAGAAAAUGAUUUCCCAAAUUUCAGACUUGAAGUACAAAAACAAGAUGAAGUUGAAGAAUAUCAUGAGUGAAGAGGAAGAUAGGAACUUGAAUAUUUUCAAUGUUUCCGCCCUCAAGUUAGGCUAUCCUCAUAAGAAAGAUAUUUCAUUCCUUUUAGAGGAUUGAACUCUAACUGUCUCUCCUAAGAUACUUGACAAUAUUCAGGAGACACCACUCAGGAGGAUCAACCCUUCUGGGCGAACUACUGAUUGUAGGAAUAAAAUUGCAAAGACGAAAAGUCCUAAAAGAAGAGUUCUUGACCGGAAGAAAUUGAAUAAAUCAGUCCAUGACAAGCCACAAGCAAAAUUCAAUCUGGUUGGACUCAAAGUCAAGUGAAACCAGCAAUUUCAGACUCCUAAGGUGCCUAAUGCAGAUCUUGAGCAUAAGACGGUUGAAGAUAAGAGACAGUUCCAGGAUCAAAACCUUAACCUGCUUGCUAAAGAUUCACUUGAUGCAUCAAAUUCAGAGGACAAAUAUGAUGACGAGCAAUUCGAAGAUGAAAAUUUGAAAAGUUUAGAAACUGAGGAGCAUUCUGAGAGUAAACUGUCCCCGAAAAUUCAUAAGAAAGUUCAGAUCCCUAACACUAAGAGAGUUAGGAAGAAACUUAACCUGAUUGACCCGAAGAGUAUUAAGAAAGUUGACAAUGCCAAAAAUCUGACCAAAGUUCUGGGAAGUGAUUCAAAGAAUAAGAAAUAAAGAUGCAGAGACUAGCACAGAAAUCUCAAAGGUUAUGUUUGGAAGUCCUUACAGGAACCCUAGUAUCAGAGACUCUUCAACAUUAGCCUAUAUUAGCAAGAUUAAAGAGAAUCCUUUGCAGGAAGAUAUUUCAGAGGCUAGUCCAAAUCCACAGGAAUCUGCUAUCUUUUCACUACAAUCAAGAUCUCAAGAAUUUAAUAAAAAUGAUAGCAAGGAUAAGAAAAAGGGCGUUAACGGGUCUACUUCUAAGAGAGAAAUCAUUAUGAGCAAGAUGUUGAAAUAACUCAGAAGAGCCAAGAUAUAAAUCAGAUGAUGAAUCAGAGUACUCUUCAGAUACAUACGAAUCAGCUUCGAUGAAGUCCAGAAGCCAUGCAAUGAGAGUUGAGGUCAGUAAGAAAAAGAAGAAAAAGCAAGGCCAAGUCCAGAAAAGGAGUCUGAGAAGUAGAUCUCAGAACCAUAAGAGCUCAAAUAUCCCCACUGAGGAUUUUAAGAGUAUCGAGUUUGACCCAAUGCCAAAUCUUAAGUCUAAAUUUUCGAACAGGAAAAACUCAGUAGACGUUGCAAAGCUUCUCUCUAAGAAUAGACUCAAGAACAAGGCUCAUCUGCGGUACCAAGCUACUAAUAAGAUGAACUCUUUAAGAAAAUUGAAACUUAAAAAUAAGAAUAAGAUCAUUUAUCAGAAGUUUUUGCCUGUCAAUCAGCCAAAUUCUUCUAUUCUUUAUGAUAACUCCAAACUUCCAAGCAUUGAGAAUGAACGGAACUUGUCCAAUUUUGAGAGGUAAGCUUGAGUAUCAACAGGAUUUAUUAAAAUCUGGAGUGGAGGAAGAACUCAUUUGAUUAAGAAAUGAACUGGCUGGACUUAUAUAGUCCUAAUAUUUUAAACUUGUAUUCAGAAUUUUUAGGAUAGCUAUUAUGACCAUCUUUUAUGAUGUUGGUUGCUUCCUUGAAGUCUACAAAGCUUAUAAGAAUCCUAAAAUUUUUGGUGAAAUAGGAGUUCUAGUAGAAUUAAGGCAAAAUCUCACUACUUUAUAGGAAUUUUAUUGUGAAGACUCAGUUUCUUGAUCCCACCGCAGGACGACUUCCUUUACAAAAUAACACCAUUGAGGCAUCUAAGAUCCAGAGGGAGAAUGAUAGCAUAUAGCCCAUGAAGGGUCUCAUGACAUCUCAGGAAGUCCAAAUUUAAUGUCUCCAUUUGCAGGGCAUUCUUUGAAUACAUCGAAAUUAACAGUGUUUAAUAAUGUAAUUGACCCACAGUUCAGAAGUAUUGAACAGUACCAUCAAAAGAAUUCAGCAAAAAGACAGAUUUAUGCACAAAUAUAUUGUGGUACUGAUGAUUCUAGUUGUUAAAAGU
Messenger RNA from Moneuplotes crassus, 2272 nucleotides. Lineage: Eukaryota; Ciliophora; Spirotrichea; Euplotida; Euplotidae. The record is from the annotation of a GenBank genome assembly.